Rosa chinensis is the source of this 1277-nucleotide messenger RNA. RefSeq names its product 60S ribosomal protein L6, mitochondrial. NCBI's taxonomy places the organism in Eukaryota, Viridiplantae, Streptophyta, Magnoliopsida, Rosales, Rosaceae. The transcript is spliced from 2 exons. Gene Ontology annotation, biological process: translation. Gene Ontology annotation, cellular component: ribosome. Gene Ontology annotation, molecular function: structural constituent of ribosome; rRNA binding. The coding region runs from base 581 to 889 and encodes 102 amino acids. The record is from RefSeq and is a predicted model, not a curated record.
ACGCCUUCCGUAUUUGCUUCGCCAUUGCAGGACCAGGAUUUGAUUGAUCCAAAUCCAAAUCCAAAUGCAAAUCAAGCUUCCUUCGAUCUCCCCCACUCAAAACUCCAACUUGGAUCCUCGCUCCAAUUUAACACUUUGGUUGGAAACUCUCUCUCUCUGGCUGGCUCAACUGGGCGUGGAGGAGGAGUUGAGUUCGUUAUGGAAUUCAGGACUGACUCUCUCACUUUGUCAAGGGGAAGGGAAUUCCCCCAUCUGCACUUCGAAACGUGUUUUCCUCCAAAUUGGCCAAUCACCGUAAGCCUGUGGCUGUUCCCUCCAAUGGUUCUCUGCCACGUCUUUCUCGCUUUUCCUUUAUGCGUUUACCUCCAACCGGAGACUUGACUGCAGGUCAAUAUUGGGCCGGGUUGACCGACUGUGGGCUAAGCCCCACUAGCCCAUAAACUCAAUAUCACGCAGGCCUGUGAAUCUUGACACUCUUUUUAAAAAGUACUGAACCCUAGCCACCCGACGCCGGGAACGACAACAACGGCAGAUCAAAUACAAGAAAGGUUCGUGAGUGAAUUGCUGUCGUGGUCAAUAGAUGGAAGCUCAAUUUUUUCGGUUUCUAAAGAUCGUGGGAGUGGGGUACAAAGCAAGAGCAGAAGCUCAGGGGAGGCUGCUGUAUCUGAAAUUAGGCUACAGUCAUGAGGUUGAACUCACAGUCCCUCCUGCGGUUCGUGUAUUCUGCUUCAAGAACAAUGUGGUUUGCUGCACCGGAAUUGAUAAGAACAGGGUGCACCAGUUUGCUGCCGCCGUUCGCAGCUGUAAGCCACCUGAAGUUUACAAAGGCAAGGGCAUUAUGUACAUUGAUGAAGUCAUCAAGAAGAAACAAGGAAAGAAGUCCAAGUGAUCAUUCAGUCUAUCUCAAACCCAAUCCCAACUAUCUCUGCUUCUGAGUUCAAUCAGACAUUCCUCCGGUGCUUGGGAUUUGGUUGGUUUUUUUCUUUCUUACUUGCUUGCUACUAAAUAAACAUCGAGCAAGCAUCACUCUCCCCCUUCUGCUUCAGCUGCGUUUCAUAUGGAUGACCUGGGAGGAGGUUGUUCUAGGGGAUUUAGCUUCUUGUGUUUGUUUAUGUAAUCGAAAAAACAAGCAUUGAGAAAGUUUUUGCUUGUCUUGAGUCUUGAACUUUAUCAUGUUGCCAUUGAAUAGGCCAAAGUCAAUAAUAACGAGAUUGUUCUGUAUUAUAUCCCUUACCAUCUCAGCCACAAUCUAUGAAUCCAUUCCAUUACAUGUGUCA